AAUUUAAAGAAGCUAGCGAAGGAAUUACGUGUCAUCAGCGUAUCACUAUUAAGAAUAUCGGAAAAAAAUCGGCUUUUAUUAAAAUCCAUCAAACCAAGUCAAUAGUACGUUGAAACUAAAUUAAAUUUUUUAAUUGGAAAUCAAAUGUUAUUUAUCAUACGAUACAUGCUUUUUAGAAGUUAACAAUUUUUAUGAUUUUGAAGUCGUUUCAAGUGGAAAGUUUGGAUAAAGGGAUAUUGUUAAAUCCAGGAUUAAGUAUACACACGGUAGUAACGUAUUCUUUUAAGCGACCGUCUCUAUUGCGUGCAGUAAUACCAAUUGAGAUUAAUGGGAAGAUUCUUGAUUAUCGCGUUAUUUGUAAAUUAUUAGUCGAAGGUAUUAGUAUCGAACCGAAAUCAAUUGACUUUGGAAUCGUCGAUAUUGGUUACUCUUCUGGUAUUAAAAUAAUUACCCUGAGGAACGAAGGCGGCAAAAGUACCAGGAUCAAAUCGGUUCCGAAUAUACGCAUCCCUUUUAACGUCAAGGUAAUCGUACCAAAACUUGUAAUUUAUCAUCCGAAUACAACUGGAGAUUUCACUCUAAUCGAUUUUUCGCAAACCGUCGUAAAUACUCGAAAGUACGAUUCGUUUGUUGUACGAAAUAUUUCUUCUCAAGUAGCUAGUUAUGUGGUGCUGGGCGAAAUCGACAACGAACUUAUAUGCAUUCGGGACAUUAACCGCAAAAAAUAUCCUGUGUACAGAGUUUUUGAAAUUCGACCGAUUCAAGGUCGUAUUGGGCCAUUCGAGGGUAUUAUUUUUGAAGUAGGGUUUACACCAAUAGACGGUUUAAUGCAUUGGCGAGAGACGGUAGAAGAGAAAUCGAACACACAAGAGAAGGAUCUCAUGGCUUUCAUAAGAAUCGUCAGAGUACACGUCACCGAGACUAAACACAUUUUGAGAGCCAAUGACAGUAUACGAGACGCUCUAACUGAGACGUUACAAACUACUAAUCAUCAGAAACGUUAG
Messenger RNA from Bombus pyrosoma, 1004 nucleotides. RefSeq lists its product as uncharacterized. NCBI's taxonomy places the organism in Eukaryota, Metazoa, Arthropoda, Insecta, Hymenoptera, Apidae. Bases 192 to 1004 code for a protein of 270 amino acids. The record is from RefSeq and is a predicted model, not a curated record. The transcript is spliced from 6 exons.